GUCACCGGGGGGCGCUGCUGACUGGUCUUCCCACCGGCCGCGGAGGGGAGGCGAUGUACGGUGCAGUGCCGAAGGUUCAGCGGGGUAAGGGCCGGGUUUGGUGCUGUGACUCCUUAAGUUAAUUGGCGCUCGGACCAGACGCCGACAAGAUGCCGCUGGGUUUAAAGCCAUCGUGCAGCGUAUGCAAGGCCAACUCGUCGGCCAUGUGGAGGAAGAGCAGCCAGGGUGACAUCGUCUGCAACAACUGCGCCGGGAAAAGCCCCGGGCCCGGCUCGGCCUCAGCACCUGGAGUGGCUCCGCCAGCGCAGCAGAGCAACGGCGGUGGGAAGCAGGCAAAGCAAGAAAUUCACAGACGAUCUGCAAGGUUGCGGAACACAAAAUACAGGUCUAUGCCUCCCACUGAGAAAAAAGUUUCUACCAAAGGAAAGGGCCGUAGGCAUAUAUUCAAAUUAAAAAAUCCAAUUAAAGCACCAGAGUCUGUAUCUACAAUAAUCACAUCUGAAUCUAUUUUCUAUGGGGGUAUAUAUUACCAGGUUGGAGACGUAGUCUCUGUAGUGGACGAGGAUGAUGAAAAGAUUUACUAUGCCCAGAUAAGAGGGUUUGUACAAGAUCAAUAUUGUGAAAAGAGUGCAGUGAUUACGUGGCUCAUUCCAACUCAGGCAAGCUCUAGGGAACAGUUUGACGCAUCAACUUAUAUACUUGGACCAGAAGAAGACUUGCCAAGAAAAAUGGAACAUUUUGAGUUUGUCUGCCACGCACCUUCUGAAUACUUCAAAUCACGAUCUACUCCUUUUCCAGUUAUUCCAACCAGACCUGAGAAAGGGUAUAUCUGGACCCGUGUUGGACCAACUCCUGCAAUAGCCGUGAGGGAAUCGAUUGCAAACUGUUUAUAGCAAGAAUGCCAAAUGUUUAUUAAAAUGUACAUUUUUAUCAUUACAGUGGAUUCUGGUUAAUUGAGAUUCAUCGGGGCCAGUACAUUUUGGUCCAACUAAGCAGUUGCAAGUAUUAACGGAAGUUUCACAGAAGUAGUUACAAAGGUAUUAAAGAAAAAGGCAAGCUGAAGUUUAACUGAAUAACAAAUUAUGUACUUGUGAAAUACAGAAGAAAUUAGAACACUACAAAUGCUACCACAGCACUAUAAAAGUAUGUAUUAGUUAACGACAGAGGAAUUUAUACAGUGUACACUGCCAUGUUCUUUCGAUUGACUGUAAAUGAACAAAAUCAGUGCAGAAAUACAAGAAAAUCUGCAGGUGCUGGAAAUCCAAAGUAACACACACAAAAUGCUGGAGGAAUUCAGCAGGCCAGGCUGCAUCUAUGGAAAAGAGUAAACAGUUGAUGUUUCAGACAAGACACUUUGUCAAGACCGGAAAGGAAGGGGAGAAGGCAGAAUAAUAAAGUGGGGGGAAGGGAGGAAGAAGGAGGUGGUAGGCGAUGGGUGAUGAUGGAAGGAGUGAAGUCAAGAGCUGGGAAGUUGAUUGGUGAAAGAGAUAAAGGACUGGAGAAGCAGGAAUCGGAUAGGAGAGGACAGAAGACCAUGGAAGAACGGGAGGGGGAGGAGCACCAGAGGGAGGUGAUGAACCUGAGAGAGGGAAACAGGAAUGGGAAAUGGUGAAGGAGAGGAGUGGGGGCAAUCACCAUAAUUUCGAGAAAUCGAUGUUCAUGUCAUCAGGUUGUAGGCUACCCAGAUGAAAUAUAUGGUGUUGCUCCUCCAACCUGAUCCUGGCAGUAGAGGAGGCCAUGGACCAAACACCAGGUGCUGAUAAUGGAUUGCCUUCAUACAAUGCUUUUAACAACUGCAUCCUCCAAAUCUUCAUUUUCCUUGUAAUAUUGAAAGUGAUUGUUGAUACCUUCAGAUUCUUCAUUGUCCUAAGUUGUUGAAGUCGUGAAAUCAUUUUACUCCUGGCCACUUUUGGCAUCUCAAAGCCUAAAUGUUUGAAAUCACAUUGAGCAAAACAGUUCUGAAUUGUCUUGCUGCUUACUUCUCGCCAAAUAUCAAUGACAAAAAUCACUGCUUUCUGAACAUAAAUGCACGCCGCUGACGCUAUUUAAAAAGCUGUUUGCUCUAAGCAUGGUAUAAUGCCUAACGGUCUCAUAAGUGCUUGCAACUGACACUGGUUGGAAACUGUCUGGCAGUAACCUCCUGUCCCAAUUAAGUGGCAUAGUGUUCCAAAUAAACAAAGGGAAUCCCAGCUAUUUUCUUGAUUGUUUUUUGUUAUUAAAAAGUUAUACCAAAUAAGCUGCUUCCCUGAUUAACCAAUGGCCAAUUAAUCGGAAUCAAUUGUAUCAAUUUUGCUGGGAUGGACUGUUACAAACUGAAAUAUUACUCAUGCUCAUUGCAAUACUUUGAGGGUUCAGAGCUAUUUUGACCCAAAAUUCUUCAACAGAAUACAUCUCUUAGAUUGUGAAAAUCAAUAUAGACAAAACUUAUUUUUGACAUAAGGCUGUUGUAACUUUUGCAGAAGCUAUUUGUGGUCUUUUUUAAAUAUAAAUGAGGUGCUUUAUUUGUAUAGUACUGAAGAUAUUCAUUGGAACCUUGUGUUACUUCAACCAAAUAAAGGGGCCAGCUACAUGUUCAAUCCUUCAGAAACUGAUUUUCAGAUUGCAUUAUUAAGAAUCUGGUUUUGUACAGGUGUAAAAAUUGUUUUUGAAAACCAUCUAUAGAGAAAAUCCAUAUUGUGCUGUUUUGUCUGUCAUAUUGGCCAUGUCAGGUACUAUGUAGAUACUAUUGUUCAGAUGUGAUUCUAUUUAAAUAAAAUUAACAUCUUGUUAAAGUUUCUUAAGCUCUUCUUUGUGGCU
This is a messenger RNA of Hypanus sabinus (Atlantic stingray), 2796 nucleotides long. RefSeq names its product GATA zinc finger domain containing 1 (gene gatad1). The coding region runs from base 150 to 893 and encodes 247 amino acids. The record is from RefSeq and is a predicted model, not a curated record. Gene Ontology annotation, cellular component: nucleus. The transcript has 5 exons. Gene Ontology annotation, biological process: chromatin organization; regulation of DNA-templated transcription. Gene Ontology annotation, molecular function: sequence-specific DNA binding; zinc ion binding. NCBI's taxonomy places the organism in Eukaryota, Metazoa, Chordata, Chondrichthyes, Myliobatiformes, Dasyatidae.